AUGAACUCAAUUCCAGAUAAUAGUAAAGCGAAACGUCUUCGUACGAGAAACCCAAUCCAACAACUUGUCAACACAUUUCCUCAACUUGCCAUUUCGGCCGCCAUUCUUCUUUUCACACUUGCUGCCAUUCCGCCGAAACCUGAAGUGUUGAGUGGUACACUAUUUUAUUUGUCAGUGUUAGCGGGUAUUGGUGUCAGUAGCGUAUUUACUAUUCUGCAACUGAAAAAGGUUGAAUACAGAAAUUGGCAGCAAAAUCCUACGACCAGACAAUAUAUACAAAUUGCAACUCUAUCCACCAUCCUUUCGUUUACCGGCUUGAGUAUAACAUUUUGGUCCACUUAUGGACUCUUGUCACCUGUCCUUGUUAUCAUUGGCUUUAUCUUUAUCAUGUCAUGCUUAACAGUGAUUACAGCCUUCAUGUCUUGA
Messenger RNA from Mycotypha africana, 426 nucleotides. RefSeq lists its product as uncharacterized. The transcript is spliced from 2 exons. The coding region runs from base 1 to 426 and encodes 141 amino acids. Lineage: Eukaryota; Fungi; Mucoromycota; Mucoromycetes; Mucorales; Mycotyphaceae. The record is from RefSeq and is a predicted model, not a curated record.